AUGGGUGGAUUUCUGUCUAACUUGAAGCCGGAGAACAGUCUGGAAGUGUUGAAUGCGUCGUGUGGACCUGUCCGAGGCAAUAUUUAUAGGCAUGACGAAAAGAUCAUAAAUGGUUACCUGGGGAUCCCCUAUGCCAUGGCUCUCGCCAAAGAGCUCCGUUUCACAAAACCAGUUGCUGCAGAGAAAUGGAAAGAACCAAGAGACUGCUAUAAGUAUGGACCAGGUUGCCCACAAUCGGGAGACAAGAUUUCAAUGCUCCUUCCUCCCGGCCACCGUGAAUUUUCCGAAGAGCAUUGCCUGUCAUUGAACGUAUUCACACCAAGUUGGAAGUCGGAAGACUUUAAAAAAGGUUUCCCAGUCAUGGUGUACUUUCAUGGAGGUGGUUUUGAGAUUGGUUUUUCAUCGAAUUUCGAUGAUUACUCCUUGUCAGGAACCCUUCCCCUCAAAGAAGUCAUCGUAGUCACUGUCAAUUACCGUGUCGGUCCUCUUGGCUUCUUCACCACAGGCGAUGACGUGGCAGUCGGCAAUUACGGACUGUGGGAUAUGACCCUAUCACUUCAUUGGGUCCAGAAGCAUAUCAACUCAUUCGGAGGUGACCCCAAUUGUGUCACCGUCUUUGGUUCAAGUGCCGGAGCAAUCGGCGCAUCGUAUCUUGCGUUGAGCCCCCAUUCUAAUAAACUUUUCCACCGUUACAUGUCAAUGUCUGGCGCCGCCUGGUGGGAUACUGCAAUUCGUCCAAAAAAGCUUGAAGCAGAAAUCUGCGAGAGGUUUGCCAAGCAUCAUGGCUACUCUGGAAACGAUUCCGAAUCUCUCUUAUCUUGGUACAAGGAUCAACCGGUCACCAAGUUCUUAGAGACCACGGGCGUCGAAACAAAAGCUUCUGGUAUGGGCCAUUUCACGCCAGUUUUCGAUGGAGAUUUCUUCCCAAAACCAUUCGACCAAUUGCAGAAAAUGGCACCAAAACUUGAUGUGUUGGUGACAGUGAAUGAAUACGAGGGACUAGGAUUUCUAGGUCUAUACCCAAACCGUACCAGCGACCUGGUAGUCAUUGCAUCUGUGUUCGGCCCAGAUGUGGUGAAGAAUCCAGAAGAAGUUCAAAAGAAGGUUCUAGACUUUUAUAUGAAGGAUGUAGAUCAAAAAGAUGCGAAGUCAGUUGACAAGAGGUUGAUUGAGUUCAUCAGUGACUCCUAUUUCAACUUCCCUGCCCUCGAAACAGUUCGUCACGCCACUCGAGCCGGUAACAAUGGCUACUUGGCCUCUUUCGACUAUUACAACAUGGACGCAAAAGACCCAUACGCCGACUGGUUUCCAUUCAGAGCUGCCAAUCACAACUCCGAAUUGAAAUAUAUGUUGGGGGAGGGGAUGGGGAAGUUCGAACCGAUUGAGGAGGAGUUCAAAGUCAUGGAUAUGGUUCAGAGAUUGGUGACUAAUUUUGCGAAAUAUGGAAACCCCAACGGCAAGCCGUCCGAACCACAAACCUGGCAGAAGUUCUCCUUUGACAAACCCAUUUCCUACUACAAGAUCGAUUACCCAAAGAGUGAAAUGAAGGAUAACUUCCAGAACGGGCGGCUCAAAAUCUAUGAUGAGAUAAAUGCAAGUGGAGAGAAGUAUCAAGGAAUGUUGUAUUCUAUUCAGACGGAAACCGAAGAGGAGUUCUAUUACCUCUGGACAUGGACAUAUUGGGUCCGUCGUGGAAUACCCGGACCCAUAGGUUGGCCUUUCAUCGGCGUAUUUUUGAACAGUCUUGACGAGAACUUCCCAGGACCCCUGCAAGUAAUGGAGUGGACCAAAAAGUACGGAAAAAUAUUCGGUUUUACUGAAGGCCUUAUGAAAACUUUGGUGAUAUCUGAUCCCGACUUAGUUCAAGAAGUCUUCGUGAAGCAGUAUGACAAUUUUUAUGGAAGGAAGAGAAAUCCAAUUCAAGGAAACUCUGAGAAAGAGAAAAGGACUAAUCUCUUCUCGGCGCAAGGAUUUCGAUGGAAGAGAUUACGGACUAUUUCGAGUCCCACGUUUUCAAAUAAUAGUUUGAGAAAAAUCAAUUCCACCGUUGAAGAUUGUGCAUUGGAGUUGAUGAGACACAUCGAGGAGCAAACUUCUGAAGGACAACAGAUUGAUAUGUUGACGUUCUACCAAGAAUUCACUCUAGAUGUCAUUGGUCGUAUUGCUAUGGGUCAAACCGACUCUCAAAUUUUCAAGAAUCCUAUGUUUCCGAUUAUCAAAAAACUUUUUCAAGGAAGCUACAGUAGACUCUUUCUCAUCGGUGGAGUCCUUCCUCCAUUUUUAGUUCAAAUUGUCCGUCAAAUCCUUCUGAAAACAAUGAAAAUGGGAUCGUUCCGAAAGAUCAAUGAGAUCACUAUGAAUGCAGUUAACAGUAGAGUGAAGCAAAGAGAAGAAGAUGAAAAGAAUGGAAUUGAACCUGGAGAGCCACAAGAUUUCAUUGAUUUGUUUUUGGAUGCAAAAGCUGGAGAUAUUGAACAUUUUGGGGAGGAUAAUGAAGAUUUCACAAAGAGUACUAGCUACACCAACCGUCAACUCACCACCGAAGAGAUCGUCGGCCAGUGCACAGUAUUCCUUAUAGCCGGAUUUGACACCACUGCUCUAUCUCUCUCAUAUUCCACGUAUCUUCUGGCAACUCACCCUGAAAUCCAGAGAAAGCUUCAGGAAGAAAUAGAUAGAGAAUGUCCAGAUCCUGAAAUUAAAUUCGAUCAACUAUCCAAGCUGAAAUACUUGGAAUGCGUUAUGAAAGAAACCUUACGGCUCUAUCCAUUAGGAACAUUCGCCAACUCCCGAAAAUGCAUGAGAACCACUAAACUAGGAAACGUAGAGGUCGAGGCCGGUACAAUGGUUCAAGUGGACACAUGGACAUUGCAGAAGGAUCCAAAGAUUUGGGGAGAUGAUGCAGAAGAGUUUAGACCGGAGAGGUAA
Molecule: messenger RNA, 2925 nt
Organism: Caenorhabditis remanei
Lineage: Eukaryota; Metazoa; Nematoda; Chromadorea; Rhabditida; Rhabditidae
Exons: 15
Coding region: 1-2925 (974 amino acids)
Molecular function (GO): oxidoreductase activity, acting on paired donors, with incorporation or reduction of molecular oxygen; iron ion binding; heme binding
Source: RefSeq, a predicted model, not a curated record